AUGCCGGUGGAAGAGCCAAUACCGUUCCUGUACUUAGGCGACGAUGAUCGGAAUAUCCCAGAUCUAAGCGACGACGAGUUCGACGACCUAGUAGCUGUACUCAAGGCUCUGGCUCGGGGUAGCUACCCGCGUCUGGAGUCAGUGCCUCUCGCACUAAACGCCUACAACUGCAACCAGAGGACAGACGAUGAUGGCGAGCGACCAUGGGCGUACUUCUACCCGAUCACUAUCAUCCCGCCCGCCCGGCUUGAUGAAAAGAACGAUCUGCUACCAAAUUACCCCGAAAUCCGGCUAGAUUUCGAGGUACGACAGGACUUGAAGCGGCGGUGGCGGCCCAUACGCUACGGAGACGACGAUGGCAAUGACAGUCAACCAGUGGAAUUUCCUCUUCCCGCGCGGUACCGUUUUAUAUGCUUUAUACACAAGCACAGGAUCGAUCGCAAGAAUAUUUUGCAGAAGGGCGUGCACACGAUUAGUAUCUGGGAUCGCGAGUGGGACGAACUGACCUGGCACGACACGUAUCACGUAGACAGGAUAUCGCGCAGAAAGGAUAUCCGAGAAUUCUGGAAACACGUCAAGGCACCGGGGUUCAUCGAUGAGGCGAACUCGCGAGAAUAUUUCAUGAGCCGGAUUCGCUACCGGACUGUAUACCAUAUCUGCGAGCACAUCGAAGAGACCCUGCGGCGUCCUGUACCUCCGCGACACACGAUCUACGCCGUGAUGAGCACAGCCCUCUUCCACAUGAACAACGCGCGCGACCCGCAGGUCUCCAUCGUGCCGGACCGGCUGGAGCUGUUCGGGGGACAGCACAAGGGCCUGCUGCCGCGGUUCUUUGCGCACCUGCUAUGUCUGUGUCUAGAUGUGCGGCCGGGCUGGUCUCGCGCGCGCCAGAGGCGCUUUGUGCUGCAGUUUCGUAUUCUGGAGCGUCUGCAGUGGAUGAGACUGCGUACGCGGGAGUAUUUGGAACUUCAUGAUAGUGAUAGAGAUGGCGAUUACAGGGUUAAUGCUAAGAGAAAUGACAGCGGUGGGCGGGAGUGGAUGUACGAGGUUUUGAACAUACUGUAG
Molecule: messenger RNA, 1065 nt
Organism: Daldinia loculata
Lineage: Eukaryota; Fungi; Ascomycota; Sordariomycetes; Xylariales; Hypoxylaceae
Exons: 4
Coding region: 1-1065 (354 amino acids)
Source: RefSeq, a predicted model, not a curated record